Molecule: messenger RNA, 1165 nt
Organism: Saccostrea cuccullata (small rock oyster)
Lineage: Eukaryota; Metazoa; Mollusca; Bivalvia; Ostreida; Ostreidae
Product: mechanosensory protein 2-like
Exons: 8
Coding region: 120-920 (266 amino acids)
Cellular component (GO): plasma membrane
Source: RefSeq, a predicted model, not a curated record
ACAUGCUUCGGCAACCGAAUGGUCACGUGAUAAAAAUACCCGGAUACUUCUGUGUAUUGCAAAGAUAGAUCAAUACUUGUAUAUAGGAAAUAUUAAACGCAGCAAACAAGGGCAUAAUAAUGGGACAGGGAGAAGUGGAGCGUGAUGGGGACAUUGGGUGCUGUGGCUACUGUCUGAUGUUCCUCUCCUUUGUUCUGGUCGUCAUGUUCUUUCCUUUCUCUCUGUGUAUAGCCAUCAAGGUGGUGCAAGAAUACGAAAGGGCUGUAAUUUUUCGCCUGGGUCGUGUUGUGGGAGGUGCCAAAGGACCUGGUCUGUUUUUCUUGUGGCCAUGCGUUGAUGAAAUGCAGAAAGUGGAUCUUCGAGUUUUGUCUUAUGAUGUUCCACCACAAGAAAUUUUGACGCGGGAUUCUGUGACGGUGGCUGUGGAUGCCGUCGUUUAUUACCGUAUCUUUGACCCGAUUAUGUCGGUCUGUAAUGUCAACGACGCCUUCAGGUCCACCCAGUUACUGGCAUCUACCACCCUCAGAAACGUCCUGGGUACCAAGGCUAUGUCCGAGGUCUUGUCUGAGCGAGAGAGCAUUUCACACGAGAUGCAGCAAAUUUUGGAUACCUCUACUGACCCAUGGGGAAUGAAAGUGGAAAGAGUAGAAAUUAAGGACGUCCGUCUCCCGAUUCAGUUACAGAGAGCUAUGGCUGCUGAGGCAGAAGCAGCUAGAGAGGCCAGGGCUAAGGUGGUUGCAGCUGAGGGAGAACAGAAGGCUUCACGGGCUCUGAAGGAAGCUGCUGAUGUCAUCACGGAAUCCCCCGCCGCCCUCCAACUCCGAUAUCUACAGACCCUCAACUCCAUUUCUGCUGAAAAGAACUCGACCAUCAUUUUCCCACUGCCUAUCAACAUGUUGUCAGCUUUCAGCAAGAAAUAAAUUAAUUUGGAGACAAAAAUCUGAGAUCAAAUUUUGUAUGGAAAUCCGAUAUUUUGUGUACAUGUAUUUAAUGUGACCUUAAUUUACUCUUGUGAUAUAUUGUACAUGUACAUUUUGUACCUUGUGCUGUCAACUUUUAUAACAUUCACCUGGCUUUAUAAACAUGGAAUUCAAAAAUGCUAUCGGUGUAGAAACGAGAUGUUUGAUUGUUGAAUAUUCACAAUCGGUUUUAUAAAUGACUUUUA